Molecule: messenger RNA, 1797 nt
Organism: Sordaria macrospora k-hell
Lineage: Eukaryota; Fungi; Ascomycota; Sordariomycetes; Sordariales; Sordariaceae
Biological process (GO): nuclear-transcribed mRNA catabolic process, RNase MRP-dependent; maturation of 5.8S rRNA from tricistronic rRNA transcript (SSU-rRNA, 5.8S rRNA, LSU-rRNA)
Cellular component (GO): ribonuclease MRP complex
Molecular function (GO): rRNA primary transcript binding
Source: RefSeq, a predicted model, not a curated record
AUGAAUCGCAACCCAGGAUCCAAAUCCAAAUCAAAACCCUCAAAACCCAAGACAAAUUUCCCUAGCAACCUAAAACCAACCACCACCACCACCGGUAACACCAUACAGCCUCCAUCAAACCCUCCCGUCCUCCAAGUCCAGCAGCCCCAAGCAGAAAGUGUACCGACCUCAGAGCCAAGAUGCCCCUCAUCCCUCCUCCCCACCUUAACCCCGGCCCUCGACAUCCUCUCCCGCUUCCACCGCCGCAACAAGAACCAGCACCGCCUGUCGAAAUGGUGGGCCGAAGCCGACAUGCUGCGGCGGCACCUGCGCAAGCUGAUCGAGGCGGCGAACGAGUGGUGUGAUAAGGAGCCGGAGAGGGAGGCAAGGAGGAGGAAGGAUGAGCUCAGGAGGAAGAACAAGGAAAAGAGUGAAAGGCUUGGGAAAAUAGGGAAAGAGGAGGAGGAGGAGGAAGAGGAAAAGGUUAAAGAGGACGAGAAAGAGGAAGAUAAGGAGGCGAGAGAGGUGAGGUUGAGGGCGGAGUAUUUGAGGGGGAAAUUGGGGCCUAGAGCUUAUUUCGCUUUCAGCCAACUCUCCGCCGACAGACAAUUCGCCCACCUGGGCCUCAUGCUCCUAGGCGUUCUAAGCCAGGUAGACAAGGCACUUUCAACAUUCGCUCCCGUUCCAAUCGACGACGACGCUGCGGUCAACGAAGGUGCAACAGAAGCUGUCAAAACUACGGCCAUAGGCAAGUCAAGCGAUGACGCGCAUAACCAACGGCACAAUGACAUCGGGGUAGCGGUCUCGAGGGAAGAGUUACUCGCUAUGAUGUCUUCAUCCGGCACCGGAACUCCGGAUUCCAGGCCUGUGGAAGACACCCUUGCGAGGAGGAGGGAUGCUCGAGAUCAGCCACUGCCUACCACGGAGACCGAAUAUGGAGAACCAGCGGCAGUAGUAGAAGCAGCAGCAGGAAAGAACAGACAGGAUAAGGAUAUGAGCGAGAAGAAGAACAAGAAGAGAUCGGGGGACACCUUUGAGGAUGAAGAGGAGGAUGACUCGUUCUCCGAAUCAACAUCAGCAGUACCCGAGAAGAAGAAGAAGAAGAAGAAAAGGAAGACAGGAGACGGAGAUGGUGAUGAUAUCGACGACAUCUUUGCUUCGUUCGAUAAGCCUAGCAAGAAAAAGAAGAAGGCGAGCAAAUCAAAGACUACGACUAUCGCGACGGCCAUCGCAACCACAGCCUCCACAACAACAACAACAACAACAACAACAACAACAACAACAACAACAACAACAACAGCCACCACCAUUACAACCUCUACAGCAACAGCCACAUCCCCGAAAAUAAGCAACACAACGGCAGCUAAAUCAUCAGCACCAGCACCAGCACCGCCAUCCUCCGAAGCAGGAGCUCCCAAAGACGACUUCGAUGGCAUCUUUGCUUCUCUAGAAAAGCCCAAAAAGAAGAAGAAGACGACGAUGACGACGACGAAAGCCAAGAAGGAGGAUGACCUAGAUGAUAUCUUUGCGUCCUUCGACAAGCCCAAAGCGAAGAAGAAGUCCAAGAAAAAAAGACUGGGGAGGACGAGUUUGAUGAUAUGUUUGGGGGGUUGUGAAAGAGAUACCUCAUGGAUGUAUGGAUAUACUGGCUGUGUUAGAUACCAAUAUAGAGAUGCUCGUUCUCGGACGAGCAAAGAACCAUGUUCCUCUGGGUAUCUGAUCGUGAUUCUUAGCACGUGGACACCUUGCGACUUUGGAAUGUUGUUUACUUGGUCCCUGAUAGUUUGCUGGUCGAUUGAUACAAUUACCGAUACUUGA